Molecule: messenger RNA, 1140 nt
Organism: Recurvomyces mirabilis
Lineage: Eukaryota; Fungi; Ascomycota; Dothideomycetes; Mycosphaerellales; Teratosphaeriaceae
Gene: ERD1
Product: protein-ER retention protein
Exons: 2
Coding region: 1-1140 (379 amino acids)
Cellular component (GO): membrane; cytoplasm
Source: RefSeq, a predicted model, not a curated record
AUGGCUGAUCUGGAUACCGAGCCCAUAUCAUAUCUGGAUCCAUACCUCCCACUCUUUCCACUCCCAGUCCGCCUGUCCUCCCUGGUAAUCCUAGGAAUAUGGCUCUAUGGAAUAAACCUCCGCAUCUUUCAUGACAUGAACCUGGACACAGCCACCCUCCUUUCCUACCCAACAUCACCAAAUCAUCGAUCAGUCUUCCGACUAGCUGCAAUUCUAUCCUUAAUCCUCGGCAUCUCAACAGCAACAUUCUGGACAGUAACAGGUCUAGGCGAUGUCGAUUUAGCUCAAUACUACCUCGUCCUCCCCAACAUCACCCUCCUCCUCAUCCUACUCCUAGUAUUCGUGCUACCCAACCGCAUCCUCUGGCCCAAACAAAUCUGGCCGACGGGUCGUACCCGCCUCCGCCACACUCUGCUCCGUAUAGGCAUUGGUGGUCUCGCGCCCGAGGGCUCUGGCCGCUUCGGCGACAUCCUGCUCGCUGAUGCCUUGACAUCCUAUGCCCGGCCAAUAACAGAGAUCUAUCUAUCCUUCCGCUUACUCUUCACUUCCGCCGACCUUCCCAUCACGGCAAAGGGAAAAGUGAAUCGAGAAGUGCAUCCAUGGUUCCUGCUCUUACUUUUCAGCUGGCCGUUUCUGAUCCGCAUGCGACAAUGCCAUAUUGCGAACCAGCCGGCUAAUCUGCUCAAGUAUGCGACCUCGAUCGCUGUCCUGGCCAUGUCGAUGAUCUACUCGCAGGAUCCGUCAGAUCCGUGGGCUGCUUGGGGAUUGCCAGUAGCGGCUGUGGUGAAUACAUGCUAUUCUUUUUACUGGGACGUGGCGCACGAUUGGGAUUUGAAUCUGUUCUUCAUGGAGGAGUAUCCGAGGCCGAGUUACCCCAUUGGCCUUCGACAAAGAUUACUGUUCAGUACGUGGAAAUACUACGCCAUUAUCGCUCUGGACUUGGUGCUACGCUUCAUGUGGACAGUACGCUUCCUUGCGCCGCACUUCAAUGGAACCGAGCACGGCAUCUUCGUGGUGGAGGUUCUAGAGAUCGUGCGCAGAUUCCUCUGGACCUUUUUCAGAGUCGAGGCGGAACAGCUCCGGAAGCUGAAGGAGCCAUCUGAUACCACUGAGAUGGAAGAACAGCAUAUGAUAGACUAA